Molecule: messenger RNA, 728 nt
Organism: Centruroides sculpturatus (bark scorpion)
Lineage: Eukaryota; Metazoa; Arthropoda; Arachnida; Scorpiones; Buthidae
Product: techylectin-5A-like
Exons: 5
Coding region: 210-686 (158 amino acids)
Source: RefSeq, a predicted model, not a curated record
UUCCUACGAACAUUCCGGUUAUUAUAAUUAAAAUUCUUAUCUCUCGCACACAUUUAACACUCACUUCCUCCCGCUUUUAAAUAUAAAGAUUAACAAACAAGUCUUUCACUUAACGAGCCUUGUAUUGUCUGGGUGUAAUUCUCUUCCUGUAUUCGACACAGGUGCUUUGUCACAAGAGGGAUGCGUUACUCGAUGACGUUAUUAGACCCAUGGAUUGCGAAGAAUUAAAAGAAUCCGGCAUCGAGGAAUCCGGAAUUUACACAGUGUGUCCGAGGGGAAGAACAAACGAACCUCUUUUUCCCGUGUACUGCGACAUGGAAAAAGACGGAGGAGACUGGACAGUGUUCGAGAGAAGAGGAGACUAUGGUAAACCAGCUAACUAUUUUUACAAAAACUGGGAAGAUUACCGCCAAGGUUUCGGCGAAUUAAACAAAGAAUUUUGGUUAGGACUGGACAAAAUACAUUCAUUAACGGCUCAAGGAAAUUACAUGCUGAGAAUUAAGAUGGUAAAAUUUGAAGAAUCUGGAGAUUAUUAUGCCGUUUAUUCAAAUUUUAAAGUUGGUAGCGAAGACGAAGAUGACAAAUUGAUGUUCGAUAACUUCGUUGAAGGAAAUAUAGUCAUUUUAAAAACAAUAGAUUCAGCACAUACGAUAAUGGAUUCUGGAAGGAAAUCUGCACAAGAUUGAAGUUAGGCGGAUAUUGGUUCAAUCGAUAUCUAUCCUGUUAUA